GAAGAAUGGAGCCUUUGGCGCAGGAGCUAUCGGCGGCAGCAUGCCGUUAUCGUCGAAUAAACUAGGCGCAUUCAACGCCUCAGAUGCAGCAGCGCGAGUUGGCAGCAGCGCGAGUGCGAGUCGAGGUGCCUCCGCGGCUUCAUCGGCAGCGGGCGGCAGUCCUUUCGAGCCGCGGUCUCCUGGGUCUUUAGGAGCUGAACGAGGAGCUCAGAUGCACGCAUCGAUCGGUCCAGUCGGACUCUCGGGUGUUAUGGCACAGGACGUCGGUGUUUUUCCGAACCUUUUGUCUGUUGAACUUUUCGUUGACACAUCUGCGGUUGCAAUCGACCCUCCAGUGAUCGGUGGACCGGAUCGAUGUGGCAGCGUCUUUCUGAGCAACGUGCGUUGAUUAAACUUCUCGUUUUUAUAAUCGGUCAUGAAAGUGUGUGUCUUGCAAUAGUACUACUGAUUCUUGCAUGACCGCUACAGACUAAUGACUUUCUAUUGAGUUAUGCAACUGCGACGGUAUACGAGUAAUAUAAAUAUUAGUUCCAGAUCAGCUCUUCCUUUCGCUCAAAGUCAAACUUGUAACUUAUUUCAUCUCACAUUUCAGGUUUCCGAUGUUGUGACAUCGAUGUUUGAGCAGGACCAGUUGUUUGUUCCGAACUAUCUCAUCAGUCAGCCUGGGAAUAGAGUCUACGGUCUUCAAAACUCCGAGUUCUCCAAGGACAUGCUUGAUGCAUCGACCGAAUCCGUAUGGAUCGACGCCUUUUUCUUCCUCGAGCGUGGUCACUUGCCAAGGGCAUUGUUGGACGCGAAAGCGAAAUUGUGCAAAAUGUCUUUUGUAGGGCUUCGCUUCGAGAGCCACGAAACGCGUCCACGCUACGUUCGGCUGCUGGUGCAGGUAUCCAAACGUCUUUGCGCUUCCAGCCCGCGCUACUUUCUAUCCAGCAGUCAUCCGGGAUUGGUGGUUGCGGACCCAGCGAAGCAAGAUGAUGCUGCAGCGCGCGUAGCGGAACAGGAUAUCCAACCCCCGGGACUGGAUGACGUCGACUUUAGUGAACUCUUCGCAAACCCCUCCGCUGGUAAAACAGAUACAGAGGGUGUUGCUGGAGGCGGGACGGAUUCGAAUAGCGCAGGAGCAGGACUACACCACAAUCUGCGACUGAACCAACAAAGUGGCGCCUUCGGGAUAAGCGGAAUGGGCUCCGGUGCCGGCUCCAGUCCUGGGCCAGCAGUGCAGCUUCCGGGCUCAAUAGGCUCGCCGCUUUCCUUCCGUCAAGGCGCACCGGUGAGUCCAGUUUUCAUGCGCGGAUCGGUGGCAAUGCAGACGGAGGGAGGCGCCGCCGCUUGUAGCAGCGCUGCCUCAAGUGCCGGACCAGUGCGCAUGCGAGAUGUCGAUCUGAAGCCCGCAAACGAUGGGAGGGUAUAUUGUUAGACUCAAUGCUGCUCUAUCGCGUCAUUUAGUUAGAUAUUUUUAUCUAUGUUAUAGAUGUAUAUCAAAAAUACUUAUAUUUGUUGAGUGUUCAACAGGAGUAGACUUAUGGUCUUAGAUGUACAGGAGGAGGAAUCACAGGGAAGAUAGAUGUACGGCCUAGAUAUAUACGUCUGAGAUGUAUCAGCGGAGAUAUAUAUGCUCUACGGAAAUCAUAAAAGAGAUGCACGCUUGAGAUGUACUGGCACCGAGGUGAUUCGUGAAGCUUUUGCGUUAUUCCAUAUUUCUGAGAUGUUCGGGAAUCAUGGGAGCGAUGUACUUGCACGCGUAUACAUCUCCGCCGUAAAUUUUCUUUGAUUUUGCGUGCAUCUUUUACGUUAUCCUGUUCCUGAGAAGCAUUUUGGCAGUAGGUGCCGAAGUUGUAUAUUCAAAACGUAUCAGCUUGUAGCACGUAACUGCUGCACUUCCGCCGUGCUCUGUUAUUCUUCACGUGGCUCGUAGCUGUGCGCCGCUAGGCCGUAGACCUUUAACGUAGUUUGUAGCAUUUGUAGGACCCUUCCGCCCUGCCCCUGCGUGCACCCGCCGGGGGACGUGGGCGGUAUCCCUUAUCGCGUAUCUAUGAUUGAUUUACCUAGACGGAGACGGAGACGUCGAAUUUCUCGGGACCCAAAAGCCACUCUCAACUUGUACUCUCGUCUUGACCAGGAUCUGCCGCUGCCUAAUUUUCUCGGUGGCGCUUCUCCUGUCGCUGCAAGUCCUCAGGGUGUUGAUCCCCACGUCCCUGACUUUUCAGCGAUGCUGACGGCUGAGCCUAUUCGACGGUUUAAUCGUUUAGGCGGUCUCGAUCAAGGUCGUUCACGCUCUCCCUCAGUGGACGGCGGUCGUUUCUACGCCGAUGCUAGUAGAGGUAGUGCUUACGGGGGAUCUUCAUCUUCUAGUGGCGGAAGUGCUCGUCCCCCGGCAUCGCUCGUGAAAAACUUGCUUUUCGGCGUCAGUCCGUGGUCGUUCCACGGCCUUGAGGCUCUACAAGAGCUUGCUCGAAGUCUUCACCCUCUUCCGGACAAGUUUUUUCUGUACAGAAAGUCACUGUCGCGACUGCGACCAAAGAGCGGAAGCCAAAGUCCUGCAAGAAGUCCCACAGAAGGUGGAGGAAGUUCUCUGUUCGGCGGUCUGCAAGAGCCAAGGAGCCCUCCAGCCGGGCAAAAUUUUCCUAGCGCGGAUCCCAGUGGAGGAACAUCGGAAGGAGGACACGACCAGCAGCAGCCCAGACGUAGCUCAUCACCUGGGACUUUUGGCGGGGCAAUGAACAAACUUGCACCUCCGGCACCCCCCGUGGCUUUUCGACCCCAACCGUCAGGAGUAACACGUGGCAGAGUGCGACUCCGUGCAAAAUGGAAGAAAAAAAUUUUCUCGGCAAACGAAUUGCGCGUGAAGGCACGGCGGCGACUCGACAUUGCACUCGCCUGGCAAGACCGUGCGUGCGGGCUUUUCGAUUCGUGGGUGUACCUUCUGAAGCAUUGCCUCCUUGAACUGGACACGAUUAUCGGUGUCUCCGACGUUGGGAACAGCGGCGCAAACUUUGCAGCACUUCAGGAAAUGUGGGGCCAGUGGGUGCUGACGAUGCGUGUAGACGUCCUGGAGUCACGUACCUCUGUUCUUCCCAUCUUCCCUGAAGUUCAGCGCGCGUGCAUUAGCAGCACCAUCGCGCACUUAGACUCGUUUGCGAUCCCUACCUACGACGAGGACCGGCUGCGAGAGUGGCUACGCGUAGCCACACAGUGUCGGUCGCUGCUCGAAAGUCUCUGUCUACUGGCGCAGAACGUCUGGCUGCAUGCAACUGCGACAAACAAGCAGCCCCACUGGCCACACUUCGCUUUUGGUGAAGACGAUCCCUACCGGAUACCGAGAGUUGAGGAGUUAGAAAGAUCAUGAUACUUUCUUCUAUUUUCGUUUUCGGUUACGUACAUUACUUCAGGGUGCAGUUUGAUUGGAUUUGGAGAUGGUAUGGUGUUGUACACCAACACCAGACACAGCCGCAAUCACAGAAAGCAUGUUGAUAGUACCAAACAAGAUUCGUAUCUAAUUUGUUUUUAGGUUUAGCUUCGUUUUUGCUUUAAUGAGAUGUUACUACAUGAAUAUCAAACUAUGCGGGGGGAAUUUUUACUUCUAGAUGGACGUAAUCUGAGAUUUGAUAACUCGCGGGUGCGCUGCAAUUGUGAUGGUUUUUCCGCUGUCUGCUUCAUUGAGUUUAUUUAGCACGUGGGAGGGAUGAAUGUCGCAGAAAUCGCACGCACAACGUCACUCUACUUGUGCGUUGUGUGCUACUGCUUGAGUUUGUGAUAAAGUGGGAUGUUAAUACGACCCGCCAAAAUGUACUAUCUAUUGCGCCUGUGCCGAGUCAGCC
Molecule: messenger RNA, 3818 nt
Organism: Amoebophrya sp. A25
Lineage: Eukaryota; Dinophyceae; Syndiniales; Amoebophryaceae
Source: the annotation of a GenBank genome assembly